Linum trigynum is the source of this 240-nucleotide messenger RNA. Lineage: Eukaryota; Viridiplantae; Streptophyta; Magnoliopsida; Malpighiales; Linaceae. The record is from the annotation of a GenBank genome assembly.
AUGACCCGUAGUCAAUCGGGAGAUUUACUACCAUUAGACCAGGAGCUUGAACGGACCUGUAGGAACUUCAAGCGGGCUCUAAAGGCGCGACAGGUUGCGGAGGAGGCGCUAGCACAGCUGCAAAUCGCCGACGAAGAAGAGAUGGGUGACCCACAGAACAAUGAUGUGGUCAUUCCCGAGGAACAGACCAUGGGGUACUACUGGACCGCCAGAGCCGCGGACAUGAGGUCGCCCAUUUAG